Podarcis muralis (Common wall lizard) is the source of this 852-nucleotide messenger RNA. RefSeq names its product proteasome 26S subunit, non-ATPase 9 (gene PSMD9). Gene Ontology annotation, molecular function: protein binding. Gene Ontology annotation, biological process: proteasome regulatory particle assembly. NCBI's taxonomy places the organism in Eukaryota, Metazoa, Chordata, Lepidosauria, Squamata, Lacertidae. The record is from RefSeq and is a predicted model, not a curated record. Gene Ontology annotation, cellular component: nucleus; cytoplasm.
GCAGGAGGCCCCGCCCCCCAGCCCUGCCGUGACGCGGCUGUUUUGGCUCCUCCGCCGCCCCGUGUCUGCUGUCGCGUCUGGAGAGGCGCCCCUGGCCGGGCCUGGUUGGCGGAGCCGGGAUGUCGGCGCAGGACGAGGCUCCGGAGCCCCAGGGCAUCUCCGUCAGCGACGUGCAGCUGCUGCUGCGGAAGAAAGACGAGCUGGAGGCCCAGAUCCGAGCCUAUUACGGGGUCCUGGAGGACCAAAAAGGUGUCGGGAUGAACGAACCACUUGUGGAUGUUGAAGGCUAUCCACGUGCUGAUGUGGAUGUCUAUCAAGUCCGGGCGGCAAGGCACAACAUCAUCUGUUUGCAGAAUGAUCACAAAGCCUUGAUGCACCAGGUGGAACAGGCACUGCACCAGCUCCACGCCCGGGAGAAGGAGAAGCGCGAAAAGGACGAGGCGGAAGCGCGAGCCGAAGCCAGGAGCCAGAGUCAGGUGUUGCCCCAGCCUUUUGCCAGGGUGAAUGCCGUCACACAGGGUUCUCCAGCGAGCUUCUCGGGGUUGCAAGUCGACGAUGAGAUCGUCGAGUUUGGCUCCGUCAACACUCACAACUUCCAGUCACUGCAGAAUAUUGCCACUGUGGUCCAGCACAGUGAAGGGCAACCGCUAAGUGUGACCGUGAUCCGCAGUGGUCAGAAGCUUCAUUUGGGGCUCACCCCGAAACGCUGGAGUGGAAAAGGGCUUCUGGGUUGCAAUAUAGUCCCUCUGCAAAGAUGAUGUUUUUCAGUGAGGAAGCUCCAAAGCACUUGAUGGCAUCUCAACCUGGGUUUGAGCCCCUUAACAUCUACCCGAAGAAGCCAGGAUGUGGAAA